CUUUUCGUCAAAAAGAUGGAAGACUCUAGAAAAUAUCGAAAUUCCUUAGUCACGUUUACAAAUGGCGACUACACUUAAAGAAAUACUGUCAUAAAAUAUCAACUGUCGCAUGAUUUAGAUUUGUAUCAAAAUGGCAGCUAGGCAGUAUCAUUUGAAAUUUGACAAAUCUGCAGCAUCUGCUGUGGAUGCAUAUGCUGAGUAUAAAAGAAUUGUUGGAGAUGAUGAUGGGGGUGUUAUGUUUACACCUGAUCAGUAUGAAGAUUAUAAGAAGAGAGUUCUUCCAAUGAGAAUGGAGAAUCGGGUGUUUGUAUCCUUUAGUAAUUCCACUGGUAUGGACUGUAAGAUGAUUGGACCAGAAACAUUGUGCUUUUGUCAACAUAGAUUUAGACAACAUAAAACAGACUUCACUACUAUUCCAACAGAGAGACCUAUAAUGUUACCAUGUAAAGUUAAAGGAUGUGGCUGUGUUAGUUACCAUUACGUUCCACAGAAUGGCACACAACCAAUCAGAUGUUCUUGUAAACAUUUCACAGAUGAACAUUCAGUUAAAAAACCUCACAAAUGUAAAUUAAGUGUAUCAGGAGGCUGUAAAUGCUCAGAAUUCAGGAGCUCCUAUACAUGUGGCUGUGGUGAACCUUAUCAUUCACAUCACAUGAUAGCUGAGACUAAAGAUGAAAGGAUAGCUAGAGGUCAUCCUGUAGGUCAAGAUGUUCCAUACCAGGCCAUGGGUGGUCUUACAGGGUUCUCAUCAUUGAUGGAUGGAUAUAUGAGGUUGGAUCCAAGUGGAAUAGGUGCACCAUCAAAAGAAUUUUUAGAACAACCUAUAACCUCACAUGACCAUCCUUUCCUGAGAGCUAAUGUACAAUCCAUCAAGACGCAUAGGAUGAAUCAAAGAGCCAUUAAAGGUGGUACUGAGCCAGAGAUAGAUGAAGAUUUAGCAGAGAGAAUGUCUGCCAUGAGACGACCAGAUGAAUCAGACAUGGAUUAUUUUGAGCGACGUUAUCAAGAGAGACAAAAGGCUGAAAGGGAAAGAUCUCGUGCCAGAGUUGUAGCAGCAAGGUCAAAACCAGCCAUUGGAAGAAGGACAAAUCCAGCAACUAAUUCUAAGUCGAAGUAAACUGAAGUUAUACUCAAUUAAUUAAAUCUGACUCAAAUUCAAGACUGUGAUAUUCUAAUACAUACCUUAAAAUGAUACAUUCUGGGGAAAGGAUAUUUUAGCAGUUUUAAUCACCAAGUAGUUAAAAUUUUAGUAUGUCAAUUUUUGGCACUAUGUGUUUGGUUUUGUCACUUGUGGAAACAACCUUUAAAAAAAUGAUCACCUUAUUAGUUUAGCAUGUUAAGGGGGAAUUGUUAAUAUAUACUGAAAUAUGUAUUAUUUUACCCAAGCUUACAAAGUUUUUGGGUCAUAUAGGAUCCACCCUGUCCCUGCCUCCAUCUGUCUAUCGGUCUUGUCCAUUUGCCUUUAAAGGGCUUCUCCUAUAUGGCUGGGCAGAUAUUGAUGAAACUGUACACAGUAAUACACCACUACAAAAGUAAGAUAUAUCUUCCUGGUCCUACACCUGACCAGGGGAGUUAAUCAGAUUUGCUUCCAAUAAUAUUGUAUUAAGUAGUAUAAAAGGUAUUCUUUUAUGCGUUCACUCUCAGUUCUAGUUUGUUUUGACUGAAAUACAAUUGAAAUCCUCUACAUGAUCACUUUUGAUGACUAGAAAUAAAGUUAAGGGGGCUCCUGGGUAUAAAUGAUUUUUUUUCUAAUAUAGGAUUUCGCUAUAUUUUUUCAUAAAUGAACUUUAUCAUAUACUUAAAAGAAAAAUGAAAUAAAAAAAUGGGGUCACCGUUCAUUUAAGCUAAAAUCUGCCUCUGAAAAAAGCAUACAUUUUUGUUAAUGUCCUUUUUUUCUGUUGAACUAAUAGGAGAAAAAGAGGAAAUAUCCUAAUAUAAGAAAUCGCUUAAAUUUUACAAUAAUUUAGUUUAUGUACAGCUUAUUUGAAAACAAUAAUAAAAAAUAUAGGUCACCGAUGAGUUAAAAAAGAUAUUUCAAAUUUAAGGCCAAAUAAUGGCAUUUUCGCACCAAAGGGAGAUAAUUUGGAGCUUUUUCAAGUUUUAAAGUCAUCUGGGGCUAAACCAAAUCAUUUUUGUGGGUUGUUUUUUGUACCAUAUCAUAAAGUAACAACUAAUUGUGUAAUAAAUAAAAUUUGUAAUGAAAAAAUAAAGAUUUAAUUUUUUGCUAAAAUUUUUGUACCCAGGAGCCUCCUUAAGUUUCAGUUACUAAUCACAAUGUACAUGACAUUACCUAAACUAAGAAACUUACUUUUAUCUGCAAUUUUAUUUUUUAUGCCACUUUCUAUUGGAUAACGUAGCAGGUAUUCUAUUUAAUCCACAAAAUACUCUAAAUGUGUUAUUCAUCUGCUUCCUGAUCCAUCUUAUACACUUAUUAUUGAAAAAUAUAUUUUUAAAUCCACAUUUCACUAGAUGCUUACAUUUAUUUACUGGAUGAUCUUAAAUGUCACACAGUAAUUUAUUUUGUAGUCAUUAAGUCAAAAGUGCUGCCAUAAUUUGGUUAUGCAACGUUAUAUUUAUGAUGAUUUUUUUUAUUAUGAUUGCCGUUCAGUAUUUUUUAUUCAAUGUUAAUUUUGCAUACAUAUUUAUGUUUUCAA
Mytilus trossulus (common blue mussel) is the source of this 2654-nucleotide messenger RNA. Its product is annotated as protein FAM221A-like. The transcript is spliced from 8 exons. Bases 131 to 1117 code for a protein of 328 amino acids. NCBI's taxonomy places the organism in Eukaryota, Metazoa, Mollusca, Bivalvia, Mytilida, Mytilidae. The record is from RefSeq and is a predicted model, not a curated record.